Molecule: messenger RNA, 688 nt
Organism: Chaetura pelagica (chimney swift)
Lineage: Eukaryota; Metazoa; Chordata; Aves; Apodiformes; Apodidae
Gene: SAP30
Product: Sin3A-associated protein, 30kDa
Exons: 4
Coding region: 1-474 (157 amino acids)
Biological process (GO): regulation of DNA-templated transcription
Cellular component (GO): histone deacetylase complex
Molecular function (GO): protein binding; transcription coregulator activity
Source: RefSeq, a predicted model, not a curated record
AUGGCAGCACUUCAGCGUCCUCUGGGCCGAGCCGGAUCUGUAGCACAGCACUUUAUUAUCCAGCAGAAAACCUUCCUCAGCUCGGUUAAUGUGACUGUGGUUGCUGAAGGCUUGUCUCUGUACAUGCAUGCAAGACAUCUGUACAUUUGUGACUUCCACAAAAACUUAAUUCAGAGUGUGAGAAACAGAAGGAAGAGGAAAGGCAGCGAUGAUGAUGGUGACUCACCGGUGCAAGACAUCGACACCCCAGAGGUUGAUUUAUAUCAGUUACAAGUAAACACACUUCGAAGGUACAAAAGACACUUCAAGCUACAGACCAGACCAGGCCUUAACAAAGCACAGCUUGUUGAAAUAAUUGGCUGCCAUUUUAGGACAAUUCCAGUGAAUGAAAAGGACACCUUAACAUAUUUCAUCUACUCGGUGAAGAACGACAAGAACAAACCAGAUCUGAAGAUGGAUAGUGGGGUUCAUUAGACGGAAAAGGUUGGGACUGAAACUCAGGCCACAAAUGAAAAGACUGAGGGUUUUUGUUGAUAUGCAGAAGCUUUCUUUUUAACUUUUUCUCCCCAGAGAGUUUGUCUCUGUUUUAUUUUUCAUAACCUUGCUGAUUUGGUUGAAAACCAUCUCUAUGAAACAAAUUUCCUCAGCAAAAGUAUUUUAAAUAAAUAUCACUGAUAUUGUUGCUCAA